Molecule: messenger RNA, 348 nt
Organism: Necator americanus (New World hookworm)
Lineage: Eukaryota; Metazoa; Nematoda; Chromadorea; Rhabditida; Ancylostomatidae
Exons: 3
Coding region: 1-348 (115 amino acids)
Source: RefSeq, a predicted model, not a curated record
AUGUCACGCGGUAUCCCCCGUGAUUUACGCAGCGCCUUGCGGUCAUUUCAGGCUGCGGUCCUACCCGUUACCGCCACGCCACUCAGUGGCUUUGAUUGCGUUCCGUGCCUUGCCUACCUUGCGCUACGACACCACAUCGAAUCCAAUGUGCCGAUAUGCAAGAAGCGCCUUCGAGGACAACGUUACAGUGAUGGUGCGAUAAAGGAUAAAAAUCGUUUGAGGCUCACGAACGUGUACCUGGCCUAUACAAUGACUUGCUCUUACCGACUGCGCUACUCCCGCUCCGAGUGGUUCAUUCCCGGUCCGUGUUAUGAACGUAAAACUAUAUCGACUUCUAGAUUUACGUAG